UUACAGGGUAGAGUAUUUAAAAGCCUCAUUCAAGAUUAUGUCGAAAGGGACGGAUUUCUUCAGAAAACGUUGGUGCCAUAUUACAAUACCGAGGAUGGCAACAGGGUGUCCCAGAGAUACCUUCACACCUCUGAGACGGUUUAUCCACAGUACAUUCAGGAACUGAGGGGGAUUGCAGAUGGUGCACAAUUGGACUUCAUUCAAUUAUUUUUACUUCACCUUGAACCAGAAAUAUCAGUACGUCUGGCAGUUAACAACCCGCAAGAUGGCUGCACGGCAGUAUUAGUUAACACACAGGAGGCACACAUAAUGGCACACUCAGAAGACGCAAACCCGGUCAUGCAGAACUUCUGUUAUAUCCUACAAGUCACCAUUGUGUCUGAGAAAUCUGGUGACGAAGUUGAAAAUUUCACAGCAUUUGCGUACCCAGGAUGCCUGCCAGGAAAUGCAUUUGGUUUCAACGUUCAUGGACUCGUGUUUACAGCGAAUUAUGUACCGCAAGUCUGGGUAUCGGACAAUGCCAUACCUCGGCGUGUUUAUAAUAGAGCCCUGCUUGGCGUGAGAAGUGAAACAGAACUUUGGGCGCUCUUCAAUCAAAACCCAGGUAUUGGUUCAGGCUUCAAUUUUAACAUCACCUGGCUUCCUCCAUGCACUGAAGAGCAAGAAAAGCCCAUCCGCAUGUUUUCUGUUGAGUUAGCAAGCAGUGAAAAUGGAGCCUGUAUCGCUGAAAAGACUAUAAGUUCAGGAUUUAAUUUUCAUUUCAAUGUCUACCAAGACCUAAAAGUGCCAAACUAUCCAUGUCGCAGCAGUGAGCGCCGUCAGAAGAGAGUAGAGGAAUUGUUACACCAUCGUGACGUCACAACAAAGGAGAAAAACCUCAGCGCAGUGUGUGACAUCAUGUCUGACGUCACCGACAAAGAUUUUCCUUUGUUUCGUGACGGAAGAGAACCGGAUUAUUUGGCCACUAUGGCAGUUGCAAUAAUUGACUUGGACGAAGAAACUGUGGAUGUGUACGUCGAUCAACCCAACUCAACGAAGCCAAUUGUUACUUUUAGCUUACGGGCAGGGCAAAACCUGUAACUCUGUCAACCAAAAGAAACUUAGUGGGAUAUUAUAAGUGCUUUUAAGCAUGGAAAAAAACAUGCGUGGCACCUACAUGUAUGUAAUAUUGGUAUUUUUAUUCAGACAGUGGACAUCAUUGACGAACUCGUUGAUCAAUACUUUACUUGCCAAUUUCAAAUACAUCGGGGUGUGUGGGGGGGUGAGGACCCAAGCAGCCUAGUGUCCCACAUGUUCGACAAUGUUACUAACAUAGUAAAACCAUGUUCUUCCUGCGCCUUCUUGCAUGUAUUUCUGAAUAUGGGUAACUGUUUAAGGGACCUUUUCCACAGAUAUUUGGAUCGAUCUAUCUCCCUGGGGAGUCUCACUAAAUUUCUGUCAACUUGACCGGUUUAAAUGUCUGUCACGUCUAGUAAAACUGUUAGGCGGUAAUUUUCCUUACCCUUAGCUGAUUCGGUAGGCGUGACAGAAAUUUAAGCCUCUUGAGCUGAUAGCAAUAUAGUGUGAAACCCCAGGGAGUU
Messenger RNA from Lingula anatina, 1580 nucleotides. Its product is annotated as beta-alanyl-dopamine/carcinine hydrolase. NCBI's taxonomy places the organism in Eukaryota, Metazoa, Brachiopoda, Lingulata, Lingulida, Lingulidae. The record is from RefSeq and is a predicted model, not a curated record.